AGACUAAUGGCUCAGAAUGGUACUCUCGUGGGUACCAUGGUGCCAGCCGACGCUUCUGAGCGUCGCGCUAUCCGACUUGCCAGCAGUCUUCGGAGCGAGGAACACCAAGUUUCGAAGUGUCGAUUCACACGCCUGAGGAUCUCUUUAGUCUUUAAGGGACGGGUGAUGUGUGAAGCUUUUCAGCUUCUCAGCUUCUCUUCAUAGGCAUGAUGUACAAUUCACUACGGUACGUACUCCCUAUGACCUUUCCGUCUGGGUAUACGCUAAUUCCUGCUAUAACAUCAUGAGCUUUGUGAAACGUCCAUUACGCCCCGCAGGCGAUCGAGUCGUCGCUGAUUCCUAUACGGGUUCGGCUCGAACGCUGUUGAGAGUGCACACAUACACACGCCUGCUGCUCCAGUCAGCAUCGCCUACCGUUAAGCUGCUCCGCGCAGCCUCGAAAACGGUAUCGCGGUCUCCAGCUUCGCCAAAGAAUGCCCGCACACCAGCACUGUUCCUUCCCCAUAUCAUGCUGUCUCCUAAGGCAAGGUUGUCCCACCGUCGGCAGACGGGAUUGUGGCUCUUGCUGAGGCUCGUGGUAUGCCUACCAUCACACCGAUUGGAUGUCCCCUCGUACCUCCUGUCGGAGGGCCCUUCUGCCGAAGGCUGUCCAAAGCUGUGGCUCUGCGACGGACGAGUGCGUGGCUCCUGCACUUCGGUAGUCGAUGAUGAGUGGUCGCGCCCAGUUGGGUACAUCCACACCUCCCUCGUUUUGCCCCGGGAUUGUCCGGGGAAGGUGAGGAGUGCUUCUCCACCAAAGCACUCAUGCCUCCUGCCUUGAGGAGGCCUCCCUUGACGAGAUGUGUGGAUUGCGAUUGUCUCUUAGCUUACACUGUUAGCCGCUAGUUAUCCCUUGCGGUGGAUGUUUCCCUGAAAGAGAGUUUAGGAUAGGU
Messenger RNA from Saitoella complicata NRRL Y-17804, 932 nucleotides. RefSeq lists its product as uncharacterized. The transcript has 2 exons. The record is from RefSeq and is a predicted model, not a curated record. NCBI's taxonomy places the organism in Eukaryota, Fungi, Ascomycota, Saitoellomycetes, Saitoellales, Saitoellaceae. The coding region runs from base 284 to 820 and encodes 178 amino acids.